AUGUUAACAUGCGCCACCAGUGACCGUUAUCUAAACGGCGCCAAAUAUUCUGAGGGUAACUUUUUCACAAGGAAACGCAAACAAAAACCCCCUCUCCCACUUACUUCUUUCCAAAAAAAAAAACACUCACUCACACACACACCACUUUCUAUCUCUCCCUUUCUCUCUCUCCUUCUCUUGCCAGCGAACAUGGAGAAAGGCUUCUCUCCCGUCGGUCUCAGGGUUCUUGUGGUGGACGACGACCCAACCUGGCUCAAGAUUCUUGAGAAAAUGCUCAAGAAGUGCUCCUACGAAGGUUCCCUUCUUCUUUUUCUAUGUUUUUACACAUUGGGAGUCCACCUACUUAAUUUCCUCUGCUUUUGUUUUAACCCCGUUGCAGUCACUACCUGUGGGUUAGCUAGAGAAGCUCUGAGGUUGCUACGAGAGCGUAAGGACGGGUUUGACAUCGUGAUCAGCGACGUGAACAUGCCUGACAUGGACGGCUUCAAGCUCCUUGAGCACGUUGGCCUUGAACUGGACCUCCCUGUCAUAAUGAUGUCGGUGGACGGUGAAACAAGCAGAGUCAUGAAAGGCGUCCAGCACGGAGCGUGUGACUACCUGCUGAAGCCGAUAAGAAUGAAGGAGCUGAAGAUCAUAUGGCAACAUGUUCUUAGAAAGAAGCUCCAAGAGGUGAGAGACAUCGAAGGCUGCUGCUAUGACGUAGGAGCUGAUUGGUUCACCCAAGCGCAGUUUCUUGGAGGUGGUGAAGAUGUUUCUUUUGGGAAGAAGAGAAAAGACUUUGAUUUUGAGAAGAAGCUUUUUCAGGAUGAGAGUGACCAAUCUUCUUCUUCCAAGAAAGCUAGAGUGGUUUGGUCUUAUGAGCUUCACCAGAAGUUUGUCAACGCUGUUAACCAGAUCGGAUGUGAUCACAAAGCUGGUCCCAAGAAGAUAUUGGACCUCAUGAAUAUCCCAUGGCUCACUAGGGAGAAUGUUGCUAGCCACCUUCAGAAAUACAGACUGUACCUGAGUAGAUUAGAGAAAGGGAAGGAGAUAAAGUGUUAUUCUGGUGGAGUAAAGAAUAUGGAUUCACCUCCAAAAGAUGCUGAGAUUAAUUCAGGACAUCAAAGCCCUGGCAAGAGCAGCAGCUAUGCAUUCCUUAAAGCAACAGAGACUGAUCCAAAGCAACUUGCUUCAGCUUCUGUGUCUGACCCCACCAGUGAUGUCCACAUGCCUCCAAAAGCGAAAAAGACACGUAUAGGAUAUGAUCCUCCCAUCUCAUCCGGUGUGUUUGACUCUCGGCUUCCCUGGAAUGAUGUUCCAGACCCACUUGAAUCCAAGCCUCCUAUUCUGUACGAGAACAACUUUCUCCAGCAACAGCCAUUGCCAAGCCAAAGUUCCUAUGUUGCAAACUCUGCACCGUCUCUCAUGCAAGAGGAAAUGAAGCCUUCUUAUGUGAAUGCGGAUGAGUUUCUCAUGCCACAAGACAAGAACUCUACUGUGAUCCUUCAAGAUAUGGACUUGUCCGCUCCCUUCAGCUCCAAUGCAACCAGCAAUACAGAGUCGAUUCCGGGAAGCUUGAACUGGGAACUUCCAGAAGCACACCAUUCAGAUUCUUUAGACACUGAUUUAGACUUCAGUUGGUUUCAAGGUGAGCAUUUCUUUGCAAACACUGGACUCCAAAACUUCCAGUUUCAAGACUACAGUAGUAGCACAUCACUCCUGUCUGAGCUCCCUCCCCAUCUUUGGUAUGGAAACGACACCCUGACGAGUAUACCCUAAUGGUAGACCAAGGUUUAUUCAUAUCUUGACUCUUGUUCCAUUAACUUCUUUUCCUAUAUUGGUUGGUAAUAUGCAGAAAGAUUUUCUUUUCCCAAGAACCUUCCAUGAUCGAAUGCAUGUACAAUAAAUCCAUGAGCGUCGCAGGCUAACUACACCACAUUGAUAAGACCAUAUGUUUCAUACCCAUCUCUUAAGAUCAUUAAACUGUCACAUUAGUUUCGCUUUCUUGUGUGGUAGGAAAAUAUUAGACCUAUCAUAUCUUGAGAAUAAGAUCUCUACUCUACACAUUGUGUUUACUGGCAAACUAAGCAUUUUUUUCUCCUUAUCA
Messenger RNA from Brassica napus (rape), 2086 nucleotides. RefSeq names its product two-component response regulator ARR11. The record is from RefSeq and is a predicted model, not a curated record. The coding region runs from base 1 to 1758 and encodes 585 amino acids. The transcript is spliced from 4 exons. Gene Ontology annotation, molecular function: DNA binding; DNA-binding transcription factor activity. NCBI's taxonomy places the organism in Eukaryota, Viridiplantae, Streptophyta, Magnoliopsida, Brassicales, Brassicaceae. Gene Ontology annotation, biological process: phosphorelay signal transduction system; cytokinin-activated signaling pathway.